UUCUCACAUUAGCAAUGAUUUAAUUAUAGAAUCUUGAAUAUGAAUGGAGAAAGAAAUUUGCAGGAUGAAAAAGUGAAAUCUGAUAACUUUACAAUUCUUGUGAAAUAAUAAAUUAUUCUUAAAGUAUAUUUUGUAAAAAAUAUAUAUAUAUAUAUAUAUAAGAAAUAUAACAUCGUUUAUGUAUUAGCACUGCUUGGUUGUGGCGCUAAGUUCUUACUCUUCGCUUUCUUAGGUGCAGUGCCUAUUGCGGCGUACACCGAGAAGGAUGGGUGACCAUCACUACCUUAUCGUUUAUAAAACAAAUUUCCUCUCUGUUUUUAUGUUUUUCUUUAAUCCUCUUCUCACUUCUCUUGUAUAAAUUCUACGUAGUAAAAUUAUAAUUCUAUUUCAAACUCUUUUAAUUUGUUUAUCAUACCCUUUGUUUAUACACACACCGCUUUUUCUACAUUCCAAGAAAUAAGUGGUUCAACGCAAAGGGAUAUCAAACCCCAAUGGCACCAUCCACUUGGUAUUCGAUCUCUCUAGAAUUUACCAAUCUAAGAGUGCCAUACAUUUUGUUUUCAUUGCAAAAAUCAAUUGCUUUCAAAAAAAUAUUCAAAAAUAUUCACGUUCAAUGGAAUUUGUAAAAUUUUCAUUUGAAUCGCAACCCACCAAAUCAUUUUCGUUAAAUUUUUAGUCCAAUUUUUUCCCAUAAUUAUCGUCACAUUCGAUGUAUAGAACGUCCGAUCGUCACAUAUUCCACUUACGAUUAACAGCUCGCUAUAAAUAACCGAUGAUGGAGAGCGUCGGAGUUCGCGUGUCACUGGAUACGCGUUACGCGUGAUGCACACGACGCGUCGCAUCGAAACGUAGCGGAAUGGGAAUGCAGAGUCGGUCAGAGUUACGUCUCUGGCGCGCACGUCGAACAAAUUCCAAUGUGUCAUUCUGGCCGGUGCACAACAACGCGUGGAAGGUGUUCGCACACGAGCCACGGGGAGCUGGUCGUGUUGUUUCGCGAAUGCGAUUCACGGAAAACGAUUUUUCUCUCGGCCCCUGCCAUUUGUGGAAAAUUUAUUCGCGUCUCGCUUGGCCGCCUGCUUUCGGUUGCUGCUCGUUGCAUUUAGGAAACUACGAUGGAAGCACGAGGAAACGCAAGUCCAACGCUAGCUAGCCGCUGGCCGCUUGCGGUUUAUCGUAGAUGUGCCGUCACUUUGCCUUAAUUAUACGUCUCCGCCUCUUAAUUGUGAAUUGUCUGGUAAUUCGGCUCGGCGAGGAUGCUCGUUCCUUAUUGCAAUUAAUAAUACUGUUAAGUGGGCGGCAUUCGACCAAACGGCCGAGAACUGUUCCUGGAAUCGUUCGUAACAUACUGAAUAAUUAUAGAUCCGCCAGUGAGAACAGACUUCGUACCAAUUCGAGAACAUAUAGCGAAAGUAUAUCGUUCAUCCACACAACAUCGCGAAAGUCUGUAAGUUUGUAAUUUGAUUUUUAAUCAAAUGUAUCCGAUCUAAUAUAUCUAAAUCUUUAUCUUUUCUUAUUUUGUAAAAAUAAACGAGUUAAGUUCGUUUUCGUAAUUACGACUCGUGUUUGCUUUGAUAAUUCUCCGAUAAGAGGAAUAAUCCAAAUAACGAUAUCGAUGAUUGACGUCAAUUCAUUGAUCGUCAUUUUGCAAUAGAAGAUAGAUCACAACCUUAACCUUCAAGUUUGAUGCAAGUAACGAACGUUUUAAUUUAAUUUAUAUCUAAUUAUAUCAUUAAACUCUGACUGAUCUUGCACGUUGGUGAAAUUAUAUACAUAUAUAAUAUCUAAAUAGAAACUCAGCCUCCUGCUUCUUCUCAACGGAUUGACCUUAAUUCGCAUCGAUCGGAUGGAUCGGCUCUAUACCUGACUUUAAUAUUACCGACUGACCGAUCAACGGAAGUGGUUACUUUGACCAUUGAACUGAGUCGUAACGCAGCCUUUCCGUGACUUACUCGAGAUUACGGCACACGUGAAUAUAUCGAGUGAAGAGUAUUUAAAACAGUUGUCCCUACGUUGUCCGUACGGACACAAUUACGCGUUGCCACGGACCCGUGCCGAGGCCACAUUUGGCGGUAGACGCGAGAGGAACGGCUGGAGAACAGACGACGGACACUGGGCGAGUGCCAAUAAUCGCAUCUCUUGGCCGCAGUUUCGACUAUACAGGGUGAUUCUCUUGCCCCGUCCACUUGAAAGCAACGUCGCCGCUCGAAUACCUCGGCGAUUGCUUCGCGUUACGGUUUGUACAACAUCAACACAAAUACAAUCAUCCGCGGUGAUUUGUUAUCAUGAUUCAAUGGAUGACGAAGCAAGCAAUGUAUACCUUUUCGCAUCGAUAGAGAUAAUUGUAUAUUAAAUUUGCCGCGAUAAUUCUUUUUGAGUCCAUAAUUCUUUCUGAAUCAUCCUAGCAGUUUUGAGACGUUGAUUAAACGCCGCGAUCGAGCGCAAAAGAUGAGCGGUGGUGUUAGCAAACACCGUUCUAUUUUCCGAAUUAAAUUCGAAUUUCACCAUGGCAGCCGUUCCGUCGCACGGAGGGCGGAGAUUUCUCUCGAAACGUGCCAACAGCUGCCCCCUCCCCCUCUCCUUUUGUUUCCCCGAGAGACGAUUUGCAUGCGAGCAGAGAAAAGAAAUUCGCUUAACCAUAUACCGGGGAGAGGGUUGUGCGUUUCUCAUAUUUCAGUCUUCCGUUGUGACAGCGGCUAGACGGGGCCGAAACGAUGGUAGAUUCGCGAGUCGGUUUAAAUUAGGGAGUCUAGACGCCUCGGAAAUACCACGUGGACCGCGUCAUGCUACAUCCACCGACUUCCAAUUCGAACGUUCGCGCCUCCGUGCUUCCGUCGAUUGUAUCUGUGUUGGGGGAUCUAACUGGUGUAAAAAUUUUCCUGUACAACGUUUAAAUUUUUAGCCCGUGUUCGUUUUGUUUUCCUUAUCUAUUUGCGAAAGAAUAUUGGGAAUUUUAAUAUUCUCCAAAGUUUAGUCAAAAGAAGGUUGGGGGUAGCGGAAACUUUUUGCAAUCAGUUUAUCCUACAUUGGAUUAAAACUGGGAACCGGAACCGUCGCUGUUUCUCUAAUUAUUUGCCGGGACUCUUAAUUAAUCCUUGCAUCGAAAUUCCAUUAACAACUGGAAUAACUGGAUGCGUCUAAAUAAAUCUCCAGCUUUUAAGAUUGCGUGAAAAUGAAUUUGAUUUCGCCGGAAGUUUGUAAAGAAAAGUUUGUAAAUAAAGAACUGUAAUUUAAAUGCAACUUGUUUAAUAAAGUUUUCAACUGACUUUUAUUUCCGAUAAUAAAUUUUCUAAAUCAUUUCAUAAAACGAUUCAAGUUAUUUCGCCUUCCUAUACUAUUAUACUACUUAUUACUAAACCUAGAAGGCAUUAAUUAAAUACCUGUAAUUAUUUUAUUUUGCCCAUUUUAUUUCACGCUUAAUAGUUUGCAACCAGGAAGUUGAUAAAAUAAAUUAAAUCGAAUAUUCCUGCAGCACAGGAACAAUUUAUUCCACCCUUUAGUUGUGCAACCAUGGACCAUCCUGUUGCAACAGCCGGUUCGAGGCCCUUCGUAAAUUCAUUAAUGAAAAAUUACGACGAAGGCGGUAUAGUAGCUUCACUUUCCCCCAUUCUCGACUGGCGCAGCGUUGUCUCGUGGUCGGUGAUACCUAUCGGCGUCGUGUGGCGGCGCCAUGAUCGCAUGGCCGCCCUCAGUGUUCGCGAGCCUCGCUCGGUGUGUGUUUCGUGGCGCGGUUGUCGUCGUCGUUGUUGCCCGUUCAUCUGGUCUCCGCUUGUUUUUACAUGUUACAUCGGUGCAGUGGUAAUUAAUUCCGUCGCGAAUCCGUCCCCACGCGAAUCAACCAAUCUGCCGUGUAUACCGCGUCCUCGCGAAUUCGUCUGUUUUUCACGAACAUCUCAACGCGAGACGUUUCUCGCGUUUGUGUCUCUCUCUCUUGUGCGCGACAGCGAGAGAGCGUGUGUGUCAACUUUCGUGUGCGUACUUCUCCGUCGACGUCGUGUCGCCGUUGUAUUCUUCGUCGUCGUAGUCGCGAUCGUGCUCGUCGUCGUCGUCGUCUUCUCUCGUGCUAAGUCGUUCGCAGUUCGUGGCAUCGUGCCUCUCCACAAUUGUGCCUGCAUAGCUCUGUCUCUCUUCUACGUGCCUCUGUGCGUACGCGCGUAGUAUGUGCUUCUGUGUUUAUAAUAGUUGCGUCCUUUCUCUCCGUCUCGCUCUCCUCUCACCUGCAGCUAGAAGGCACACAGGUGUCCCGUGAAGGAGUGGCGACGCCUGCCGUGAAUCGUCACCACUGUGAUAUUACGUCGAGAGGAGCUCUCGUGACUCCUCCAUCGAAUCCUGCCAUCCGAAAACAGCCAUCCACACUGCCCUGGAAUUGUCAAGACGAUUUCGUGGAGCGUCGACCGAGCCACGGAGUGUCUCGUGGCCAUCGCGAGAGAAAAAAAAGCGCGGAAGUCUCGCGUUUUCUUCCUUCCGUUAUAAAUAAAGACCAACUUGGAACCGACUUUCAAGAGUCAUCCUCUUCGUGCCGGCCAUUUUUCAUACAUAGAGUGCCAUAAUCGUCCAAAACGAUUUAAUAAGAGAAAUUUUUGCCAAAUCAUCGACACCAUUGAAAUUUUCAAACGAUCAAGUGAUACGGAAAUCCUGCCAUCUUGAAUAUCUGUUAUACCUUUUUUUAUCUAGCAAUAAUUAAGGAUAAAGGGGAAAGAAGGAAAUUUUUAGAAAAAGUGCAAGUGACAAUCAAGCUCGAAUAAUUUCUAUCGUUAUCUAUCUAUCGAAAUCUAUCGAAAUCGCGUAAAAUCAACGGAUAAUCGGGUGCAGCGAGCUCGGUAGCCGCUGCCAGAAGCGCAUAGUGGAUCCCAUAAAUUUUCCUCGGCGAUCGUGAACGCACUAAACGCCGAGCCGUGGAGCUGCCUCGAAGUAACAAGCGACGCGAGCCGACCUCUCGACCGGGCAGUCGUCAGGAUGUUUCAGCUGGCCAGCAGCCGGUAGCUUCGUUGCCGGGCCUGGUUGCGAUCCUCAGUCCUUGGAGGCGGAAAAAGCGGGGCCGUUUCAAGGAUCGGCCGUCGACGAUGUCCAUACGCGUGAGCGGCGUCUAUUUGGUGCCAAGCCCGGCGGCCAACAACGAGCCGGCCAAUGAAAAACCGAGUAACCUGUCGGUGGAGAACAAUCUUCACCAACAGCAUCAUCAUCAUCAUCAUCACGCGGCGAAGACCGUGACGAUCGUCGCCGGACCACAGAGGAGCAACAGCCUGGAUUAUUUAAAUUUCGAGGAAAAAAGGCAGAUCAUCGCGUCGUCGUUAUCGUUGAGCGAUUUUUUGGCUCAUGGACCGGCAGCUGCUGCCGCCGCUGCGAAAGAGGUCGCUGCCAACACCGUCAUUGCGAAAAAACAAAAUGGGGCGGCAUUGCGAACGAACAGUUUGGGCUCUGGGGCGCGGACACCACCCCUCGAGAGGAAAAGCAAAUUUUCAGCCCUCGGUAGACUCUUCAAACCCUGGAAGUGGAAACGGAAAAAGAAAUCGGAUAAAUUCGAGGCUGCCUCAUUGUCGCUCGAGAGGAAAAUCUCUGUACGAGCAAGCAGAGACGAGCUGGUACAGAAAGGAAUCCUGUUGCCUGUCAUAAGGUCCACGUCGUUUCCCGAAAAUGAGACGGGUGGCGACUCGCCGGACAGCCAGAAGCCGCCGACGCCGCAACAAACGCCCCAGCAGCAGCAGCAGCAGCAACAGCACCAGCACCAGCAGCAGCAGCAGCAGCAACAAGCGAACAUUGGGGGGAUCGGCGGUGGCGGGGGUGGCGGCACCCCUGCAGCAACACCCACAUCGGCCGUGGGCACUGUGCAGCAAUCCCAACAAUCCCAGCAAGUAGCAUCGGCCACGCCGACCCCCACGACUGCCAAUCCGCAUUCUACAGGACCGCCCAGCAAUCAACCCUCGCCUCAUCCCUCGCCCCUUUAUCCGGGGAUACCGCAGCCUGGCCAGCCCAACGGCAACACGCAAGCUUCCACAAGCAGCCGGACGCCCACGCGUCUUCGAGGCACGAUCGUGGCCGUUGUGAUCUCCCUCGGGCUGCGUGCGCAGCCUUCGCGGCGAUCGGCCCGCCACCCCUCGGCCGCGCGUUCGGCGAUCUUCGGCCGCGUUCGGCCGGCCCGCGACAAAGAAAGACGAAGAGCGGCAGAUCGCUCAGUACGGUGGACGCUCUUACGCGGAGCGCACCUUGAGUGGAGUGUGGAUUGUACUCGCUUCCGUCGUGCACGCGCGCAACUGGUGAUCGAUUCGCACUUCCGCCACCGGUCGGCCUCCUCCGAACUCUGCGAGAUCUGUCAAGGUCAUACGGUGAUAGCGAAAAUAUCGUCCCAAGUUUCAGAAUCUUCUCGUCGCGCAUCGGCCGAUCUCUGGAUCCAUCCGUCUCGUGGAUCAACGGGAGGAGGGAGGAUCGUGGAAAUCCAACGUUUUCGAGACGAGGACUCGUUCUUCCCUGUCCAAAAUCUUCUCUCUACGUUGACUCCACGAUCGAUCCUGAAACGAAUCGACGAGGUGGUAAUCGAGCGAAUACAUAUAAUAUCGGAGCGACGAGUGGAGCGUGCAAACACGAAAUCCCAAAAGGAGGAGAUGAGCGGAGUCGGUUUCCUGGCGGCCGUGAAAACGUUCACGCCGGGUGGCCGCCGACGUAGACGAUGCGAGAAGCAGCAGAAGGUGCUGGAACUUCCGCCAGGAUACGCGAUGCAACCGGAUGUGGUGCCUUGCUGGGACGCGGCGCCGCCUAUUACGCCACCGGCCGCCUUCCUUCCACCUGGAUACAAGAAAGGGUUUCCAGAGCCGAAGAAGGAAAAGACUGAACAGAGUGCAAAUGGCGCGGUAUCGCCGAGCGGUGAGCCGCAACCGAAUCAGGGCACGGCUACGACCGGUAGCUUGCCGAUCUCGGCCGCGCCCCCGAAUUCAGGGGACCAGCAAAAGCCGAGCAGGCCGAACACCCUGGAAGCCAGGGUGGUGGCCAGGAGACUGAUCUUGUUCGACAUGGAGAAGGGGGUCCUAGACCAAAGCAGCGAGAACCAGCAGGUGAUCGAGAGGUGUUACCCUCUUCCGCCCCAGAACACGUUGAUGCUGUCGGAACUUCCGGAACCGCCGAUUCCGCUCAGCGAAAUCGGGCCGAUCCCACCCCCUCCGAUGUUCAGCUCCUCGAGUCCAACCCUCUUGUUGGCCAAGCAACGGCAAAUAAGAAACCCUUUGUCGUCGGACUACGAGGACGAAGAAGACGAAGAGGACUUCGACGUGGAGGAGGAGGACAACAUGUACGUGCCGAGGAUGUCGCAGCCUGAUCCAACCAUCGAUACGUCCAGAGUGGAGGAGAUCCCCGCGAAGGAGCCUAAGUUUCACGCGGUCCCUUUAAAGAGCGUUCUGAAGAAGAGGGGUUCCGGAAGUGGGCCUGGCACGCCCCAGAACACGCCCACGCAGGAGAACAGGCCGUUGACCCUUCGUCAGGAGCUGCACGCCUCCUUCAAAAGGCCACCGUUGAGGCCUAGGAUGAGAAUAUGCAGUCGACCGGUUAGAUUCGGCCUUGCUCUUCCAUGCACCCUCGAGAACAAGGAGAACGCGAGGCCGUACGUGAUAAGGGAGGAUGCGGAUGGCGAUUCAGGGGACGGACAGGUGCUCUACAGGGACGAGUACGACGAUGAGAAAAGCCGGUUGGCAGCAAAGAUUGCGCGCAAGGAGUCGCUGUCCCUGAAACUCGCCCUGAGGCCGGACAGGCAGGAGCUCAUCAACAGGAACAUCCUUCAGCUGCAGACGGACAAUGAGAGGCAGGAAACGAAGGAGGCAAUUGGUGCCAAGCUCAUCAGGCGGCUGAGCAUGCGACCGACCCAGGAGGAACUGGAGGAACGAAACAUUUUGAAAAAGCAAAGUCCUGCGGAGGAGAAGAAGCAAAAAGAAGAGAAGAAGCGGUAUCUGCUUCGAAAGCUCAGCUUUCGACCGACGGUUGAAGAGCUCAAGGAGAAGAAGAUUAUCAGGUUCAACGACUACAUCGAAGUCACGCAGGCUCACGACUACGACAGAAGGGCCGACAAGCCUUGGACGCGGUUAACUCCUAAGGACAAGGCAGCCAUUAGGAAGGAGUUGAACGAGUUUAAGAGUUCGGAGAUGGCCGUUCAUGAGGACAGCCGACACCUCACCAGGUAUGCUGGCGGGAUCGUGAUUCGAUUUCUAUUUUUCUCGCGUUCUACGUUUUUCUUUCCUUUCGAAAUAAAUUUAUUUACCUUUUGGAAUGAAACUUUGAUUAUCGAAAACUUUAAAAUAAAAUAACUCCCGAACCGCUAGAUAAGAAUUGGCCAACUUUGUAAAUGAAAUAAACGAAAAAGACAUUUUUCGUUCCAUAGAGGUUAGAAAUUUAUUUCACGAAUCUCUUUUGUUCAAUCACGAUCAACCACGCCAACCAAAAUUCCAACAGCUCCAACUCCAACGAGACCCCUGAGAAUAUUUGUAUUCUCCUCGGUUGCAGGUUCCAUAGGCCAUGACAAUUGCAAUGUGUUGAGGUGCUACAGUGUGGUGCGGGUAUAGGUGAAGGUGCAGUGUGGUGGCCUCGCGUCGAGGCUGGAUAAAAAAGAAAAUUUAAAAAAAAAAGGACCGCCCCCUCGGUUGAUCGUGGCUACCGAGGGGUAGUUUCACGUGGGAGGGGGGAAAGGGAGGGGGUUGGUUAAUACUAUACACCCGUUUUAACGGGUAAAUCGGGCGACGGUGGUUUCUUUUUAUGACGUUGCUGCGUCGUGUUGUCAUUCGUCGUCGUCCUCCUCUCGUCGUCAUCGUGCCCAUCGUGCAUCGCGUCUUCUGAUCUUCAUCCUCCACCAUCACCGGGUCAUCCGCCAUCCGCGCUGACGACGAACGUCUCCACGACGUCGACGAAGAUUUGUGAUAGGGUGGCCCGUCCCAGUCGAGUAAAUUAAACGAAAAGGGGGAAAGGGAAGGAAGGAAAAAAAGAAAAAUAAAUGAACGAGCGAGGGAAGUCGCGUCGGGUCACUCGCUGAUUUCUUUAAAAAAAAGAGGAAGAAAAGGCUCGUUCACACCUGAGCUUAUUCCAUAAAUAAAGUUCGUCCUUAUCGUAUUGGAGAACCGUAUUGUCCAGCAUGAUGAAUAUCUUUUUGAGCAAUUUUGCAUUCUUUCGAUGCCAAAAAUAAAAAUAAAAAUAAAAAGUAAGGAUAAAAAGGAGAAAGGAGUGGAAUAAUAAUAUUUGGAGAAUAUAGAAGGUUAGAUAAUCCCAAUUUAGAGAAUCAAAAAGAAGCGUUGUUCUACUUGUAUAAUAAAUAAGGCACGUAUUUUGUACGAGCGAAGUUCGUUUCGUUCAAGAACGAAAGGGUGGGAGGGAGAGGGAUUGAUCGCUCUCGACGUUGACGCUCCUCCUCGUCAGCGAAACUUUGCUGAAGCUAACUCUCUCAACAAUUUAUCGUUAAUUACACUUUUAUCGACAUCUAUUUAGAGAAGAAAGAGGAAGAGAAAGAGAGAGAGAGAGAAGUAUGUUUGAGAUAAAACUUUCGGAUAAAUUUUAAGAUAAUAUGCGAAUUAAACACAUGUAUACAUUGGAUGUAGCUAGAUCGAUGACAAACGAUAGAAAGGUAGCGAUGAUCUAUGAAGAGAAUUCUUUUAAAUGAUUCUUCUUCGUCGAGAAAAUUUCUUUGGCGAAAAAAAAAAAAAAGAAAAAAGAAAAACAGGAAUAAAUAACAUAUGGCGUGAGCUCGCGUGUGAACGAAUCUUUCCAUAGAUUGUAAAACACCAUAAAAAAAAAAUUCUCUUUUUGCCAUCAAGCUAGCUCGUCAGUGUCACCUGGCAUGAAACGCGUAUACGUGAAAAAAAAAAAACGAUUCCUAAGGAGAAAUGUUUUAGUCACCCUUUAGCGCUCGUGUGUGAUAAUAUCUUGCGGAUAGUUUGCAAAAUACUCAAAUUCGACGUGAGAAACGAGAUAUGUGUGCAUCACGAUAAAUAGUUAAAGAAAAAGAAGAAAAAGAAAAAAAAAGAAAAACGAAGAAGAACGUCGAUAAGGAAAAUUGAUUUAGCUUUCGAUUUAGUUGUUUAAAAAAUAAUGCGUUAGUGUUUGAGAUAUUUUUAUAUGUUGACGUUUAAAGUAAAAAAAAAAUGAAAAAAAAAAGAAAGAAAGAAAGAAAGAGGGGGGAAAAAAAAAUAGAGAAUUAUUAUUAUGAAAGGAAGAGAAAGAAUUUUUUCAACGAAAUAAUAAGCGAACACUUCGUUGUCUUCUUUUUUUAUCGACGAAAUAUAUUACGAACAAAAAUUAAGGAAAAAUAUUUAAGAGAAAAAUAAUACGACAUUAGAGAAUAUAACGGAAGCUUGUGCGGUAUAAUGGCGGCUAUUAUGUGAUUUAUCGAUAUAAUUCCACGGACCGUGAUUUUAAUCAACUUUUUAAAUCGCUAACCCGUUACGUAGUUUAAUUAUAAUUAAGCAUUGUUCCAUUUUUAUGCGCGGACAGAGGCGUGUUAAUAUCAAGUCGAAACAGUGUGCGAAUAAUAUCUAUGACAAUCUUGUUCGAAUUGACAAGACAAACUAUUUUUCCUUUUUACUGCCAGGUAUCACUAUUUCUAUUUGCGGAGCUGCCUUGAGGAGCAAACGCUUAUUGACAUAUACUAUAAUACACACACUCACACACAUACACACAGACACACAGAGAUAGAAACAGUGAAGAAAGAAAAAGAAUGAAAAAGAAAGAAAAAAAGAAGUAACGUGUGAAAGUAAGUGGAGAAAUAAUAAAAUAUAAAUGUAAAACCUCAUUUUUUCUCUUUCUCCCUCUCUCUCUCUCUCUCUUUCUGUUCUCGGCGAACAACACGAUGAGAGAUAGAGAGAGAAAAAGAAAAAAUAUUGGAGAAAGGAAGAAAAAUGCAUUGUGCAAUUUUACACAUACACGUACACGUACUUUGUACAGAAAUAAUAUACAUAGCGCGUAUUUUAGUGGUUAUUAUUAUUGUUAUUAUCAUCACUGCGAUCCUCGUUGAUUUUCGAUCACGCGUUUCGAUCGUGGAAGCAUCGAUCUUGAAACAAAAAGAAAAAAAAUAUAUAUAUAAAAAUAUAUAUAUAUAUAUAAAUAUUUGUCUACGAAUAUCGGAUAUACCCAUCGAUAGUUCUUCUAAAAAUUGAUCGAGUAGAGUAGAGAGAGAAAAUCGGUGAUUUAGUAAACACGUAGACAUUGUAAUUAAUUGGAUUAGAUCAAAAGAAAGCGUUUUCUUACGAAAGAGGAGAAAAAAAAAAAAAUGGGAAAAUCGAAACGUGUUUCGAUGUCUUGCACGCUUAAAUGCCCCUCCCCUCGAAGCUUCCUGUCUCUGCAGCAUGUGAUCGUCAUAAAGCUCGCGUCGAAACCAAAUCGAAAAUGGGAAACUCGUCGAUAUCUUCUGUUUCGAUGAACUUCGUCGUGAUCGAGGAAUAAUAAAAAACGAUUUUUUUAAUUGUAAUUUAUCGAAUUUAUUUAAAACAGUGAAACUCGUACCAUACCAUUUCUAUUUUAUGCAUUUUUCUUUUAAAUUAAUUUAUAGAUAUUAAAUUUUGUGAAAAAUUAAUAAAAGAGUAUAAGCACUAAAGUAGUAUCCAAUCUUUUUCGUCAAGAAAAUUUUCAAAAAUUUUCCAAAUAUUUGGAACUCGAUCCUCGAACGAAUCUCCAUCGAUAUCGGAAAAUUUAACUCGAGUUUCCCGCUGCGGACGUAAGUCGUUACAGCGUGUCGAUUCUAUCCUUCUAAAAUAGUAACUUAGUUUUAACGAUCGUCCAAUGGGGUGAGAGGAUCGGAUGAUCGAUCUCUCUCGUAAACCCGUAGGUGAACUCAGUUGUUCGAUACUAUAAGCAAAGCAAAGAAGCAAAGAAAAUUAAAAAAAAAAAACAAACAAACAAACAAAAAAAAAGAAAAAAGAAGUAAAAAAAAGAAAUAAAAAAGAAUUUUUCAACUUCGCGAUCGAGAAGGUGUCAGGCAGAAAGGAGAGGACGAUUGAGAAAGGGGGGAAAUAAGAGUGAAAUACGAAGACCUUCUCUAAGCUAGAACCACGGAGACGCAGGUGAUUAAAGGAACAAUGUAAAAUAGGGAGAUGAAGCGUCUCUCUCGUUCCAUUGGUCGAGCGCUGUGGCUACCGUGUAGUCGAACAAAUAUAUCCAUUAAUUUCCGGAUUGCCUGAUGCGUGUUGUAUGUGUGCACCGUAUGCGUGAGAGUGUUUUAAUUAUAUAUUCGAGAAUAGUUGAGAAAAUGCACGAGAGUGAAGAACGAGCGAGAGAGCAACGUUGAAGGUCGAUAGUAUUUUUUUUUUUUUUUGAGGAGGAGGAGGAGGAGGAUGAGGACGAGAAUGAAAAUGGGGAAAAAAGUCGAGGAGAGAGCAUGGAACAAAUGUGAAAUUCUACUCGACGACGUUUUCUCAUUUUCCUUUCUUUACUUUUUUCCUCUGUUUUUUCUUUUUUUUUUUUUUUUGUUUUUUGUUUAUAUAUAUUUUUCUUUCUUUCCCCGAAUAAUUUUUCCACCAUUUUCGUCGUAGAGGAGCCACUCUCGAGGACGGAUGAUUUAGGAGCGACGUGUACAAAACACGAAAAGCGAAACAUAUAACGAUUUAAAUAAGUAUAAACGAUUGUAAAUAAUUAAACCGAGAGAGGAGACGAGGCGAUUUUUUAGGCGUGACGAAUGAUUUAAAAAAAUAAAAAAAAAAAAAAGGAAAAAAAGAUUCAAAGAUAAAAAAGAGAGCGCAUUGUAAAACACAUCGCAGUAGUGAACCACGCUACACGCUAAACGAUAUUACGCAUGGCAGAACGAGUGAAUAUACUUAUAAAUAUUUGAUAUUAGAUAAACGAGGAUAAAAAAAAAAGAUGAUGAAGAAAAAUGACGCCCUAAACGCGAGCGAUACACACUAUAUACAUAUAUAAAUAUUAUACAUAUAUACAUAGAUAUAUAUAUAUAUAUUAUUAUAUCGAGGCGUACAAGCAGUAUGUGCGUUUUCCAGCACAGAUAGUUGGUAUUUUGUGUACAAAAAAAAAAGAAAAAAUAAGAAAGAAACAAGAAGAAGAAGAAGAAGAAAAAGAAGAAGAAAAAAGAGGAAGGGAAAAAAAAUUUUUUGCGUAAAAGCAAAACCGGAUGAACAAUUGUUGGAUAUUUUCGCCGCGCCCUGUCCAGUCUGCGUGAUUAUUAUUAUUUUUAUUAUUAUAUUAUUAUUAUAUUCGAAUUAUUAUGAUUCUCUAAUUAUUAUUCUAUUAUUAUUAAUAUUAUUAUUAUUAUUAUCUAGCAUGAUUUGCGUAGAAGAGGCGCGAUGAAAAGAUAAUUUGUCACAGCGCUGACAAGCGUCACUUUUCGUGUCGAUCGUUCGCGAUGAUCGAACGAAGACGUUCCCACGUUUUCCCAGAGCAAACCGAAAAUGCAGAUUAUUCCCCUCUCGCAACGAAGAUUAUCCUCUCAUAUUAACGAAUGUCUCUGCCACGAUCGAUCGAUCGAUCGAUCGAUCGAAUCCAUCGAAAUUCGCCAUUGACUUUUUUGCUCUCCGCCAUCUUUGCCAUUUGUGCAAUUUCGAUUUGCUCUUCUACAGGUAUCCUCGAUUUCUUCACGCUCCGCGGAUAUUUGUUAUAAUCUAUUCUAAUAAUAGUACAACGUGUAAACAUCGAUUUGUUUGUUGAAAAUAUGAAAAGAUAUUUGAGGAUUCUAUCUCUUCAUUUUUAAACGUACGAUAAAAUAUAUUUGGAAAAGAAUUAUAAAGGGAUAGAAAUAUAAGGGAUAUUGGUUUCUAUUUUAAAAUUUAUAAAUUUAUAAAUUAUUCGUCAAUUUUUUCAAAGAAUUCUAAAGAUAAAAUCCUUAACCGUGUCGCUUUAAAUUUCUCGUCUGACAAGCAUAUCUUGAUUAAAAAGGAAUAAAAAAAAAGAAAGUAUCCAAGUUAAAUAUUAAUUAAAUCGACAAUUUAAAUCCAAAAGCAUCGUUUACCAAAUGAAUCCAAACCUGAGAGAAUUUGCGCGGAGCGUGUUAACUCGAGGGCGCCAUCUACACAGCGAGAAGGUGGAAUUAAAAGAGGGGGAAAUGAAGUGAGGCUGUAAAAAAAAAUUGUCGCGGUGGCCGUGGCAAACAUGGCCGAUUCUACUUGUAUCAUAAUCUCUUACGAUAGUGCGCUAUAAUUAAACAAUAACGAAGAAAACAGUAACAACAAUAAGAUAACUCGUAAUUUAAGGGAGCGUGAAGAGGAAUGAAAGAGCGAGAGAAUGCGGAAGAACGUAUGUAUGCCGAUUAAUCACGUGCGACGAGCAAACCGAUUUAGCGAUCGAUCGUGAUCGCUAAGAGAAGCACCCUCGUAGCUACGAACGGGCUUUUCACGGCUUUCAGUCGCUGGUCUCGCGAUUUUCCUUACUUCUGCUCAACCUUGAUCUCUCCAACGAAACAAUUUAUUCACCGGACGGAUUUUCGAACAAUUUAAAAAAAAAAAAAAGUAGCAAAAAACGAGGAGAACCCGAAAUGGUCUCCUCCCUCUUCUGUGGUGGAAAAUAGAGUUAGAGAAGAAGAAAUAUAGAGACGAAACAAAAGAGAACAAAAUGGCGCGAGACCAGUGUCUGCGGCUAGCCCAAAGGAUUUUUACCAAAACGACUCCGCGAUUCGCGGAGUGGAAGCAGUUAUAUAAAAAAAAAAGAAAAAAAAUAGACGUAAUUAUUGAAUUUCGUUUCGAUUUUGUAAACGAAGUCGAGUGCGCGAAGUCCAGCCGGCGAUUAACCGUGCCUCCUCGAAGGGCUCGGUUUUAUGUCGAGAAAAAUAAAUAAAAUGGCGACAACGUGUGUUUUCGCCGGCUUUUCGCGGAUGGCGAAUUUUGUAAAACGCGGACGCGUCCCGCGAACGAUCUCUGGCACGUCGAAAAUUGUACGAUCUCAUUGAUUUUAAGCAUGAAACAUUUUAAUUAUAUAUUUUAAUCGAAUUCCCUUUUAAUCGAAUAUUGAAUUUUUUUAAUCGACUUAUCUACAUAUUUAUAUACGCGUAUUGACUCUUGAUAAAAUUAUCGUAUACCUAUAUUUAUUAUUAUUGUUUAAAACAAAUUUGUCGCGUGAAUCGAAUGAAUGAUAAAACGUGAUUUUCUUUAAAUUUUAUAUUUUAAGAGACCAGUCUUAUUUUUUUUUAAAAUUGUUUCUUUUAAAAAUGUUAUUUGAACAGAGAUUUGUUACGAUCCUUCAAAUUACAAUGAAUUGUAUUAUUUUUGAGGGAUGUUUUUGUCGAAGAUUUGUCUUUUUUUUUUUUAAUAAUAUUAUACCUUUUUUCUCUUUUUUUUUUUUUUUUAUACAUAUAUAUUUGUAUUUUAGAAGAAAGAAAGAAACAUUCGACCAGUGAUCGCUUGCGGACGCGUCAUUCGGGACGUAAUAUGAAGGAAUGCGUUGUAUUAUAUAUCGAGAAACCCUCUAAGUGUAAGAAUAAUAAUGUAUAUAUAAUUAUUAUUAUACCAUAAAAACUUCGAUUGAUUGCACUCCGGGGAAAAGGAACUGUCUCCCGCUCCCAACGUCUAUGAAGAAGGAACAAAAAGCGAAAAAAUUGAAAAAUUGAAACGCACGAAAAUGAACGAAGACGAAGCAAUCUUCAAAUCUUCAAAAAGAAAGAUUUUAAAAAAAAAAAAAGAUAAAACGUACAUUCAUGGAUACAAUGGGGAAGAAAAAUGAAACGAUAAUAACGAUAAAAAAAAAAGAAAAAGAAACUGUUCUCACGAUUGAUUUCAAAAUGAAGAAACGAAUAAGAUGAAGAAGAUGAGGAAAAAAAAAGACGCUGCGUUUUUCGAUCCAGAUUCGUUUUGUUUUUUGUUGUUAGUUUGUACGCACUACGAUUUAUCGCAAUUUAUUGUAUUAUCGAUGAAAUACUGUAACAAAAAUACUGUUAACUAUUCUUAAAAAAAUUAAAACUUUUGUAAACUGAGA
Apis cerana (Asiatic honeybee) is the source of this 15864-nucleotide messenger RNA. RefSeq names its product phosphatase and actin regulator 4. Gene Ontology annotation, molecular function: actin binding. Gene Ontology annotation, biological process: actin cytoskeleton organization. Lineage: Eukaryota; Metazoa; Arthropoda; Insecta; Hymenoptera; Apidae. The record is from RefSeq and is a predicted model, not a curated record.